This is a messenger RNA of Ogataea haglerorum, 540 nucleotides long. RefSeq lists its product as uncharacterized. The coding region runs from base 1 to 540 and encodes 179 amino acids. NCBI's taxonomy places the organism in Eukaryota, Fungi, Ascomycota, Pichiomycetes, Pichiales, Pichiaceae. The record is from RefSeq and is a predicted model, not a curated record. The transcript has a single exon.
AUGGGGUUAUUGCAGGGCUAUGAAUCAGACGAGGACUUGAGCGAUCGGAACGAGAAAAAGCCACACACAGGCGAAAAAGUGAACUCUGGACGGGUCCAGAAGCCGUCAGCGCAGAAGUCGUCGCUGGCCAAGCUGGAUCUUGGCAAGGUGCUGGGGAUCAAGCAGAGCGCCAAGCUUGAGGUGGCGGAAAACGGCGUUGAUGUGGACCAACUGCGAGUUGCCCAAGAGCCGCGGGAACAUAGCGAGGACGGAGACGCACAAGAGACAGAGUCCAGGGCUUCUGACGAAGCAGACUCGCCCAAGAUGGUGGAGCUCGACAUGGCGAAGUUCUACGCUGAAAACAAAAGACUCAUCAGCUCCGGCGAACUCGACCACAAGGACAUCGUUCUGCAGAACUCGCGUGCCACGUAUUACGCAGUCGGGAACAACAACCUGUCGAACGUGAUCAGUUUCACAGAGAAGAAUAGCGACAAGAUCCGGCGCCAGAUCGAGUCCGACAGGCGGAAACUGGCGGCAAAGGGCAGGCAUGGUGACAGAUAG